AUGUUCACUGUGGCUGGUGUUGGUGUUACUUCGCCUGGUGGCACUACCACCGCUGCCCCUGUCUCUAUCACUGAGAAGUGUAUCGAUCAUGAAGACUACUUUGGUUGUCUCACUAAGAACUAUGUGAACCAUCUCAAGGAGGACACUGACUGGAAGGCUAAGGACUUACAAGUCCGUGGCGCUCUUCUUCUGUGCUGCAUCCCUGCCAUCUCGAACAAGCUCCGCAAGGAAACCUGCGCUUUUAAUAUGUGGGUUUAUCUCAAGAAGGAGUAUGGCACAUCUGGCACUGCCGGUGUCUACAAUGUCUUCCUUCAGUUCCUCUACGCCACUAUCCCUGCCAAGGGUAACCUGCUUCAGACUAUUGAGCGCAUUGACCAGCAUGUUUGCCGCAUGGCUGAGCUUGGUGUUGAGAUACCGCAGUUCAUUCACGCCAUGGUAUUGCUUUCCAAGCUCCCUUCUUACAUGAAGUUUGUCCAGCAGCUCUCGAAGGACAAGGAGCUCGGCAAAAUGGACCCUGAUGAGAUUAAGUCUUGGGCCAUGAACACAUACCAGGCUGAGUACGGUGCACCCAAGGCUUCGCGCUCUGACGGCGUGCAGAAGAUUACUGCCGUUCAUCGCAACAAUGGUGCUCCUCAGUUCCAGCAGCAGCGCGGCUGCGGAGGCGGUUGCGGGCGCGGUUGUUCGCAGCAGCAGUCGUCGAGCCAUGACUCCGACACGUGCAACAAGGACAACACCAAGCAGCGCACUCGCAAGCGUAGUCGUGGCCGUGGUCGUGGUCGUGGUGGCUUCGGCAACAACAACAACUCGCACUAG
Molecule: messenger RNA, 813 nt
Organism: Peniophora sp. CBMAI 1063
Lineage: Eukaryota; Fungi; Basidiomycota; Agaricomycetes; Russulales; Peniophoraceae
Source: the annotation of a GenBank genome assembly